Gamsiella multidivaricata is the source of this 1173-nucleotide messenger RNA. RefSeq lists its product as uncharacterized. The transcript has 3 exons. The coding region runs from base 1 to 1098 and encodes 365 amino acids. The record is from RefSeq and is a predicted model, not a curated record. Gene Ontology annotation, cellular component: kinetochore. Gene Ontology annotation, molecular function: nucleic acid binding. NCBI's taxonomy places the organism in Eukaryota, Fungi, Mortierellomycota, Mortierellomycetes, Mortierellales, Mortierellaceae.
AUGAGCAGUGUCGGGAACGAGGAAGAGGAGGAGGACUACAUGUCUGAAGCCUUCUUGGAAAGCCUUGCCCAGGAUAGCGCGAAUGACAAGACGAGGAGAGAAAAUAUUACAUAUUCAGAGCGGCGACGACAAAAGCACACUGAGCACCUUGCCAACCUUCCCAAGCCGCUGCAUGUCCGAGAAAAGGAGGCGCGAGAGAAAGGAUUGACCAAGGAGAUUGGGGAGGAAAAUAAGGGCAUGGCUAUGCUCCUCAAGAUGGGAUUCAAAAAAGGUGGAACGCUAGGAGCAUCAAAACCACAGACCAGCAUUGCAGAAGCGUCCGCUCCUUCAAAAACAUCUCCCGAUUCGAUAAGCAAGGAUGGUAAAGCCCUCGGUCGCUCGGAUGCACUGCGGGCACCUCUCGAGAUUCAGAUCAAACAGGGCCGCGGUGGACUGGGUAUGGAUUCUUUACGGAAACGACAAGCUGAGGAAGAAUUACAAAGACACGAGAGUGAGGCCCAUCGCGUCUUUGAUGAGGGCUUUCGUGGUCAGAAGCGCAAUCAAUUUGAGCUCGAGAAACGGACGCGUCAAGUGGGAGCAGCAAGAGGAAUCUGCAUGGUCAUGGAUGCCAAGAAGGCUCAAGCUGAUUCUGAAAUAGCUGAGACAAAUCAACUCAGAAACUUAGGAAGAUCCAACUCGUUUUGGUGGAUCGCAGAUUCGGUACCGGACGAAAUUCUGGGCACGAAAUUGAUGGGCCCUGGCGCCGAAGUUGUCGUUCAAGAGGACGGGUUGGCACUGGAACGGGGUGAGGAGGCUUCGAUAGGCGCGUUUGAUCACAGCGAUGAUGAGGAUGGUGGCCCGGAGCACAAGAAGGAGAAAAGGAUCAAACUAGACCCCUUGCGAACUGUUGAAGUCUAUGACAAUGUCGUGCAGGACGAGGAACCACCAAAGUGGGGCGAAAGACCAGAUUUUGCGCAGCUGGAGAUGCCUGAGAAACUUGCAAAAGUGGUUCAACAUCUUCGGGAUGAGCAUCUCUAUUGCUUCUGGUGUUCUGCUCAGUACAGUGAUCCUGAAGAUCUGGCAGAGAAUUGCCCUGGGCCUACUGAAGAUGAUCACUAACUGCCAUGUUCUCUUGUAGUAUGCGCUGUUGUAAAUAAACAACAUAAAGGAUAUUGUUAUGUUUUUUUGACGAUG